Leptopilina boulardi is the source of this 1345-nucleotide messenger RNA. It is a transcript of the gene Spx, whose product is annotated as splicing factor 3B subunit 4. Lineage: Eukaryota; Metazoa; Arthropoda; Insecta; Hymenoptera; Figitidae. The record is from RefSeq and is a predicted model, not a curated record. Gene Ontology annotation, cellular component: U12-type spliceosomal complex; nucleolus. Gene Ontology annotation, molecular function: RNA binding. Gene Ontology annotation, biological process: positive regulation of mRNA splicing, via spliceosome. The transcript is spliced from 4 exons. Bases 69 to 1259 code for a protein of 396 amino acids.
AUAAGAAACUUUAAACGACUGUUGUCGUUGUGUGAAGUUAAAGAGUUGGUUGACAUUUUGUUUAAAUAAUGGCAGCCGGCCCAAUUGCCGAAAGAAAUCAAGAUGCGACAAUAUAUGUUGGUGGCUUGGACGACAAAGUCUCAGAGUCUCUUAUGUGGGAACUUUUCGUUCAGGCCGGUCCUGUCGUCAAUGUACACAUGCCAAAGGACAGAGUAACACAAAUGCAUCAAGGCUAUGGCUUUGUUGAAUUCAUGGGCGAAGAAGACGCCGAUUAUGCCAUUAAAAUAAUGAACAUGAUUAAAUUAUACGGAAAACCCAUUAGAGUAAAUAAGGCAUCGGCUCAUCAGAAGAAUCUCGAUGUGGGAGCCAAUAUAUUCAUUGGAAAUCUAGAUCCUGAAGUUGACGAGAAAUUACUUUACGACACAUUCAGUGCUUUUGGUGUUAUACUUCAAACACCAAAGAUUAUGAGAGAUCCAGAAACAGGAAACUCGAAAGGAUUUGCUUUCAUCAAUUUUGCGUCCUUCGACGCCUCUGAUGCGUCUAUUGAAGCAAUGAAUGGCCAGUAUCUAUGUAAUCGGCCAAUUUCCGUUUCCUAUGCAUUUAAACGAGAUGCGAAAGGUGAAAGACAUGGAAGUGCCGCCGAGAGAUUAUUAGCAGCACAAAAUCCAUUAAGUCAAGCUGAUAGACCUCAUCAAUUGUUUGCCGAUGCACCACCACUGGCACCACCGCCAAUGCCAGUUCAUCAUCAUCAUCAUCAUCACCAGGUACCACCGGCUCAUCCACAACAUCAUAUGAUGCAUCAUCAUCACCAUCAUCAUCAUGGUAUGGUGGUACCACCGCCGCCACCUCCAAGUACUCCCAUUCCACCAAUGGGACAUCCACCACCACCUCCAGUUCCUCCACCUCCAUCGUCCAAUUUCCCAUCUGCAAUUCCACCACCGCCUCUGCCACCCAUGAAUAUGUCUCAUCCACCAUUACCACCUGGUAUGCCACCUCCAUUGCCUCCAAUGCCAAUUCCGGGAGGACAAAAUCAAAAUGCUCCGCGAAUGAUGCCACCGCCGCCCCCAUGGAAUAUGGGCGCUCCUCAAGGACAAUUUCCCCAAUUUCAACCACCACCACCGAGGCCACCACCUGGAUGGAGACCACCUCCACCACCUGUAUCGCAAAAUGCUCCACCACCACCUCCUACUUUCAGACCUCCUUUCCCACCAAGAGGCCCUCCACCUCCUCCACCACCACAUGACGGAACACUAUUCUAGUGUCAUUUGUACAAAAAAAAAAAAAAUUGUCAAUCGUCUAUGUAAGUUUUUCGAUUUUCUAUAAUAAUUAUAACUAAUUUCUUCGA